GAAGGAUUUUGGAGGGUGCACUCUCAGAGAAGUCAGCAGUGAAGUGUUCCCUGUAGGGUGGAGAUAUUUCUUUCAUGGUCAGGACUGUGGAAGGGGUCAGACAGCUCUUCAUGCACUGAAGCAUAACGCCAAUGCUCUCCUGCUGCCCUGUGAGGAUGUCUCUGUUUGCCAUGGGUUUCCUGCUAGUGAUCCUGCAGCCUUGCGCUGGCCAGUUCCCCAGAGCCUGUGCAAACACUGAAAGCUUGCUGAGGAAGGAGUGCUGUCCUCCGUGGGCUGGAGAUGGGUCCCCCUGUGGGGAGCUCUCCGGAAGGGGGUCCUGCCAGGACAUCCUUCUCUCUCAAGCUCCGCUGGGGCCACAGUACCCUUUCUCAGGAGUGGAUGACAGAGAAGACUGGCCCUCUGUAUUUUACAACCGGACGUGUCAAUGCAAAGGCAAUUUCAUGGGAUUCAACUGUGGGGAAUGCAAGUUUGGUUUCUCAGGAGUCAGAUGUACUGAAAGGCGAAUGAGAAGAAGAAGAAACAUCUUCCAGCUCACCAGAAGUGAAAAGAACAAGUUCCUCGCCUACCUCAAUCUGGCCAAGAGCACUCCCAGCCGUGACUAUGUCAUCGCUACUGGCACCUAUGCUCAGAUGAGCAAUGGCUACAACCCCAUGUUCCAAAACAUCAAUGUGUAUGAUCUUUUUGUGUGGGUACAUUAUUAUGCUUCUCGAGACACACUCUUAGGUGGAUCAAAGGUGUGGCGGGACGUUGAUUUUGCUCAUGAAGCACCAGGUUUUCUGCCUUGGCAUCGUGUCUUUCUGCUGCUGUGGGAACGUGAGAUCCAGAAGAUAACAGGUGAUGAGCACUUCACCAUCCCCUACUGGGACUGGCGAGAUGCUAAGUCCUGUGUUGUCUGCACCGAUGAAUACAUGGGCGGCAGACAUCCCACCAACCCUAAUUUACUCAGCCCGGCAUCAUUCUUCUCCUCAUGGCAGGUAAUUUGCACUCGAUCUGAAGAGUACAACAGCCGACAGGCUUUGUGCAAUGCCGCAAGUGAAGGGCCUAUACUGCGAAAUCCUGGGAACAAUGAUAAAUCAAGGACACCAAGGCUCCCAUCUUCAGCUGAAGUUGAAUUCUGUCUCUCACUGAGUCAGUAUGAAUCUGGAUCCAUGGAUAAAAUGGCCAAUUACAGUUUCCGAAACACUUUGGAAGGCUUUGCUGAUCCACACACUGCAAUAUCAAACACAUCUCAGAGCGGGAUGCACAAUGCACUUCACAUCUACAUGAAUGGCUCCAUGUCCGAAGUACAAGGCUCUGCAAACGAUCCUAUCUUUGUACUGCACCAUGCCUUUGUUGACAGCAUUUUUGAGCGGUGGCUAAGAAGACACAGGCCCUUGCGAGAAGUUUACCCAGCAGCCAAUGCACCCAUUGGGCACAAUCGAGAAAGUUACAUGGUCCCCUUUAUCCCUCUUUACCGAAAUGGAGAUUAUUUUAUUUCAUCAAGAGAGCUGGGGUAUGACUACGAGUAUCUGGAAGAACAAGCCCUGAAACAGAAGUGGUCACAAACAGUAUACAUGGAAAUCCAUCCUUCAGGAAUCAAAGACAUGUCAGAGACUAAUUGCUUGGGUGCUGAUUUGAGCAGAAACUGAAGCGGACACCCAGCUCUCCCUGACAUGAGAACCAUGAACUGUAAAACUAACAAACUGGCAUGGCUUGCUGAGGAUGAACAUUUGCCAGCAUCAAUAAAAAGGAUUUGGAAGACUGAUGGCACCACCUAGCAAUGGCUGUCAAAACAAUAUUCUAUUGCAAGAGCUAUUCCAAGCACUUGCAUUUAAGGGUUUGGACUAAGUCUUUUUAAUUUUUUCCUUCCGGAUAUAGGAACAGAUAAAAUCAUAGACACAGCCUGACUUUUCCACAGAAACUCUCCUUCUCUUAGUGGGAACAAUCUGACAACGCCUGUAAGUGUGGCUGGAUGUUUCACAUUUUUUGAAGAAACAGGCAGCUACCCAAUUAUAAACCCAGGAAUCGAACCAUCAGUUGCAAUUUCUGAACACCUUAACCCAGGAGUUUUGACACUGAGGGCAAAGCAAGGGAUAGCAGCGGUGUGAUUACAAUGUAGAAGGCCAGGAGUACAGCUGUCCUGGCUGGUCGCUCCUGGAUGUGCUGCAGAAGGAAAACUCAGAUGCGGAUUCUGACCGUAGCUCAUUUCUAUUCAUAGAUCUUCAGCAAUUUGGUUGCAAAAUGAGAGACAGGCAAUUAGAAAACAUGGCAACUGGCAAAUACAAUAGGUACCAAAUGGUGCUGUACCACAACGGGGGGACUCUGCUGAGCCUCCACAGGCAGGAGCACACGCUGUUGGCUACAGUGUGACAGGACAAUGUUUUGAAUUUAAGACUGUGCAAUAAAAUAGUGACGUGCAUUGAAAUGUGGGUGCAGAGGUAACAGAAUGCAAUUAAAGGUGGCAAUACUUGCUAAAUGCUGACUUGGGAUAUGUUUUACAUUUCUGAAACACUUGACUAAAAAAAAAUUUUUUUUUUAUAAAUAAAAGAUGAGAAGAGAGCAUCUUGGUCCUGAAGUUUUCCUCAGGCAGAGAUAAGGAGGUGUAGAAUAAGGUCAACUGAAAAAUAAGGAGAGAACCAAGAAAACAGGAUAUAAAAAUAUAUUCCUCAGAAAGCAGUGUAAGCAGACAGUUUGACUGUUAUGCAAAGAAGCUUAGUGGAGGAACAUAGACAUGGAUUUUAAAAACUGCUUGUUUGUUUGUUUGUUUUCUCCUUUUUCCUCAAGGCCUAGGGAAAUGAAACUAUCUUUUGGUGAGCUGUUAACACCCUAGUAGCACAUAAUGUGGUGGUGGCACAUAUCAGGUAUCCUACAGCCAGAUCUCACCUCCUUUUUUGAGAGAUUCAUAUAAGCAAACUGUGAAAGAGCGGUUAUCAAGUGCAAGUGUUAACUCAGGUUAUCCAGCAACAACAACAACAACAAAACUGUGUUGCUCUAUAAAUAUGCCCAGGAAUAUUUGAUUUCUCUCCUUUCAUUACACCAAAGUAAUCCAUUUUUGUCUGUAAUCUGCUUUGCUGAUGUGUCAGCAUUGCCAGUGAGUGGGUGGGAAUGCACAGCAAUGCAACAGGCAGGGACAACUCUAAGCAACUUCAGCACUGAAAAAUUGAUUAUAAAAUUGAUUAUAAAAUGCAGAAAGGGUCUGAUUCUCACCAUUUCCAGAAAUAGCCACACAAUGAAGGGGGGUAGCAAGGGAACAAAUCAUAGCUUCUUGAGUUGCCCGCCUUAGAUUUAAGACAGGACUGAAGAGGAGCAGCUUGAAUUUGCACCCAUAGAUAUCACAGCUCUACCAUAAAAUAACUCAUUAACACUCAUUGCACAGCAUCUCUUGAAGUCCAAAGACAGAGGACGAUAGCUGAACAUCUUCUCCAGACUUUCUCCCAUGGUGAUGGGAAGCUUUAAGCUGUAAGAAGACAACAUUAUAAAGACUUUCCAAACUGUAAUAAUAAGAAAACCCUAGUGAAGUUCAUGGGAGCUGUGAACUUCUCAUCACUGCAGGGACAAGUGAUCCUGUGUUAGGACAGACUGAGGAUCUCCAAAACUUGAAAUCCCUCCCAGGUUGUCUUGUGAUUUUUUGAUUGCAGAAGUCUCAGUGAUAUUUCCCAUGAUCAGCCAGAGGGACACAACAUACGAACCACCCACACAAAACCAAGGAAAUGACAACAACCAAAUAGAAAGUACUUGCUUAGCAGGGUGAGAAGAAAAUCUGUAAGCCUGAGGUAGAUGAGUUUGUGUUGCCUGCAAGUUUGCUCUAAAAUCUGGUGCGCAUUAAUUACACAGAUUAGGGGAAGAAAAGCACAUCAAAUGAAAUGGCAAGUCUCUUCCAGCAUGCCAGUGGGGUGUAUGGCAAUUAAUAAAUGAUGGAAAAUUAUUUUUUGUUUGUUUCUUUGGCUGGCAAGAGGUUUUAUUUCUAAUUUUUGGAAUUUACCCUGGAAAGGCUUUGCCAUUGCCCUAGUUUGCGUAAAAGGUAUAUAAAAAACAGAUACAUAUUCUUAAAAAGAUAUUAGAUAUUAAGGUUCAUCCUUGUGAUCCAUUAUAUCAAUAACAUAAUUUGAGAUGACCACAACAGGAAGAUCUCAGGAUGCCCAAUAAUAGAUUAGCCAUAGCAUGUUUCUUCUGUCUUAAUUAUGGAGGAAAAAUCCAUAUUAUUUCCUAAAUAUAGGAGGUGCAGAUUGCUUCACUCUAAAAUUACACUGCUGUGUACUGUUGCAACAUAAGUAACCUACACAAAAUGGACUAUUCAGGGUUUUUUUUAAUUAAAAAGAUGAGUGACUUGGUGU
Molecule: messenger RNA, 4313 nt
Organism: Dromaius novaehollandiae (emu)
Lineage: Eukaryota; Metazoa; Chordata; Aves; Casuariiformes; Dromaiidae
Gene: TYR
Product: tyrosinase
Exons: 5
Coding region: 132-1628 (498 amino acids)
Biological process (GO): pigmentation; melanin biosynthetic process
Molecular function (GO): tyrosinase activity
Source: RefSeq, a predicted model, not a curated record